AUGACGAAACAGAGGCCACAUACCUUCUUCCUAGUGAUUGCUUUCUGGAUGAUUCUCGCUUCACGAGUUCGGGCGACGACGGAUUCCCCAGAUGUGCUAGCCCUUGAAGAUCAAUAUAGGGCUCUGAACAACCCACCUCAACUGAAGCGGUGGAGAUUGGAUGGAGGAGAUCCAUGUGGAGAAUCAUGGAUGGGCGUCUCGUGUUCUGGAUCUUCUGUUAUCCGCAUUAAGCUUCAGGGUCUGAACUUGAGUGGAUAUCUGGGGAGCCAGUUCCAUCUGCUCCAUGGGUUGAAGCAACUGGAUCUUAGCUCUAAUAACAUCACUGGUGAAAUUCCAUACAGCUUACCUCCUAAUGUCACCCACUUAAACUUAGCAUGCAACAAGUUAGAGCAAAAUAUACCUCAUUCUUUGCCCAAUUUUAAACUCCUCAGAAAUCUGAAUCUAAGCCACAACAUGUUGUCAGGUCCCGUUGGGAAUGUGUUUGCUGGUCUGCAAAGUCUGAGAGAGAUGGAUCUAUCAUACAAUAAAUUCACUGGAGACCUGCCUAGUUCAUUUGGAUCUCUGAGAAAUCUAACUAGAUUGUUCCUGCAGAAAAACCAGUUCACUGGAUCAGUUGUUUUCCUGGCUGAUCUUCCUCUUUCUGACCUGAACAUCCAGUCCAAUAACUUCAGUGGUGUUAUUCCAACUAACUUUCAAACUAUACCAGAUUUGUGGAUGGACGGAAAUCAAUUCCAUGUGGAACCUGGCUAUCCACCUUGGAGCUUUCCAGGGGAGAAUCCAAUUACGCAGAACUUCAGCACUCGUCCGACGACGGAGUCGAGUGCCAUAGUUGAGAAUCAUCCUGCCGCUAUAGUCGAGAACCAUCCAUCUUUCAGGCUGGCUAAACAGAAGAAGAAAUUGUUGAGCCUGGGUGGAGUCGUUUUUAUUGUUGGAGGAUUAACCCUAGUGGUUACUGGUGCAGCAAUUUUCAUUGCAAUGCGUCUGAAGCAAUCUGAUGCCUUUCCAGCCGAGACAACCAAUGCAUACGAAGCUAGCCCACCCACCUUUCUGAGUCGAAGCCGCACGCCAUUUAGUAGACAAGCGAGAGCUAAAAGAUUAUCUGGGGGGAGAAGUUUGGGUAAGAACAACAGAGCUCCAGCCAGCGCAAGAAUUUACACAGUGGAAGAGCUCCAGUAUGCAACCAACAGCUUCAGUGAAGACAACCUUAUUGGAGAAGGAUCUCUCGGUGCUGUGUACAGAGCUGAGUUUCCUGACGGCCAAGUAUUGGCAGUGAAGAACAUAAACACAGUGUCGCUAUCUUUCGAGGAAGAAGAACGGUUGAUGGAAGUGAUAUGGACUAUAUCUCGACUUCGGCACCCAAAUAUCAUAGCCCUACUCGGUUACUGCGUUGAACACGGCCAGCACCUCCUUGCCUAUGAACACGUGAGAAGCUUGCCUCUCGAUGUGGUUCUUCACGGCCAGAGUUACAAACCACUACCAUGGAUGGUCCGUCUCAACGUCGCACUCGGAGUGGCUCGGUCAUUGGAGUAUUUGCACUGCACUGUCUGUCCUCCUGUGGCUCAUGGCAACGUGAAAGCCUCGAACGUGUUGCUCGACGAAGAGCUGGUGCCGCGUGUCUGUGAUUCUGGGCUGGCUAUCCUGAGGCCCCUGACUUGCAACAGCGUCAAAGUCAAGGCUUCUGAAAUCGCACUGACGGAAACGGGCUACAUCGCACCUGAACAUGGGGAGCCAGGAAUUGAUAGUACCAAGAGCGACGUGUUUGCGUUUGGAGUGAUGCUUCUGGAGCUGCUGACUGGAAGGAAACCUUUCGACAGCUCGCGGCCGAGGAAGGAGCAGUCUCUGGUGAAAUGGGCUUCCCGCCGGCUUCACGACAGUGAGUGGUUGGUGCAGAUGGUUGAUCCAUGCAUCAACAGGAGAAGCUUGUCUUUGAAGUCUUUAUCUGGAUUUGCAGACAUCGUCUCUCACUGUACUCAGCCGGAGAUGCAGUUCAGGCCUCCGAUGAGUGAGAUCGCAGAAUCUCUGAGUCGUCUGGUUCAGAAGAGCGGAAUUGCAGCUGCUGGUGAAGGGAUCGAUGAUCCAUUCGAUAGAUCGUUUCGUUCCACCAUUACAGGAUUUGUCAGCUCCCCCACAGUCAGCUACUACUCUCCCUAG
Messenger RNA from Linum trigynum, 2151 nucleotides. The record is from the annotation of a GenBank genome assembly. Lineage: Eukaryota; Viridiplantae; Streptophyta; Magnoliopsida; Malpighiales; Linaceae.